Purpureocillium takamizusanense is the source of this 9262-nucleotide messenger RNA. Its product is annotated as NRPS. Gene Ontology annotation, molecular function: catalytic activity; phosphopantetheine binding. The coding region runs from base 1 to 9081 and encodes 3026 amino acids. Gene Ontology annotation, cellular component: cytoplasm. Gene Ontology annotation, biological process: amino acid activation for nonribosomal peptide biosynthetic process; secondary metabolite biosynthetic process. The record is from RefSeq and is a predicted model, not a curated record. The transcript has 3 exons. Lineage: Eukaryota; Fungi; Ascomycota; Sordariomycetes; Hypocreales; Ophiocordycipitaceae.
AUGUCUGUCCGCAUAUUUCCAGACAACGCUGAAAGCCAUCCCAAGCAGUACAUCAUGAGAUAUCACGUACCGCACACCAAUGGCACGGCCGAUGCCACCAACCCGUCUCUGAGUGGUGCCGAUGAAACACCCGUCACCACCAAUGGCGUCUGGAAACUCGGUCACCAACCAACGUCGAAGGAUCUCGAGACCUUCAAAGACAGCUCAGUGACAAGAGUUGUCUGGGGCAGCCCAAUGGCACUGGCAAUCUGCUCCGCAGAUAUCGACCUGACCUACCUGCAGGUUGACGAAAGUGAGUCUCUGGUUCGGCAUCUGUUCCCAGGAAAUUCCCUGAUCAUCUUGCACCCGGAACAACGUCAAAAUGACGAACUGUGGCAAAUCUUCGACCCAGAGGCAGAUGGAGACUGUCUCUUCGACGAGGUCCACGACCCACGCGAUGAGUGUGAAAAGGUCUCGGACAAGGGCGUUGAAAGCAUACAUGUGGAGCGCAUUGAAAUCAGCGGGCCCUCAUCGGACUCUUCAGAAACCGCUUCUCAGGAUGACCUUGGGUCCGGGAUUCUGCCGUUCUCCCUUCUUAAUCCCUCCGUCGGCAAACAAGAGGUGCGCUCUUACGCGGCACGGCUAUGCCGCGUUGAAGAGCACGUCAUUGAAGAUGUAUUGCCCUGCACAGCCCUACAGGAGGGACUCCUGGCAUUGAGCGCCAAACGUCCAGGAGACUAUGUUGCGACGAAUGAAUUCGAGAUUGACGAGCGUGUUAAUGUUGACCGCUUACACCAAGCAUGGGAACGUGUGGCCGCCUUGAACCCGAUCUUGAGAACGAGGUUCGUCAGUCUGCCCGGCCAAGGCAUAGUUCAGGUCAUAUUAGACCAGGACAUAUCGUGGACAACUACUACAGACGCAUCAAACGAGACUGAAGUGGGCGAAAUGACUCUGGGGAGCGCUUUAACUCGCUUCAUUCUCUGUGAGGGUUCUGCGGGACGGCCGGCGCGUUUCAUUUGGGAAAUCCAUCACAGCCUAUAUGACGGGCAAAGUCUGCCGAUGCUCCUCAGUCAAGUGGAGAGCAUCUAUUUUGACGAACCGAUCCAGGACCUGGAGCCCAUGGCUACCCUCAUCAAGUAUAUCCAGAGCCAUGAUCCUAGAAGCGAAAAGGCUUUCUGGGAGCAGCACUUCGACAGCUUCCAAGGACCACACUUUCCACCGCCUAAAGCUGGGUAUACGCCUCAACCUGAUCAUCAGAUGGUCAUGGCGAUCACAGAGAUCGAGUGGGGUCGUGGUGACUUUACAUCUGCCACCGUUCUUCGAGCGGCAUGGGCUGUGGCCACCGCUAAUGGUGCUGGAUCGGGCGACUCAGUGUUCGGAGCCACGGUCACUGGCCGUCAAGCCCCUAUCCCGCGGAUCGAGCUCAUGGCAGGCCCAGCGAUAGCCACUGUUCCGGUUAGGGUUGUGAUAGAUUGGACCGCCACCUUCGGGCAGUUACUUGAUACGGUGCAACGUCAAGCUGCUGACAUGAUACCGUAUGAGCAAACUGGACUUCAAAGAAUCGCCAAGAUCUCCGACCAAGCUAGACUGGGCUGCAACUUUCAAUCGCUGCUGGUCGUGCAGCCGGCAGCCCAAGAAGGCCACGACACCCCAGGGCGCCACUUCCUCAGCGAAGUCUCUGAUUCCCGCGGAACGCAAUGGCAGGACUUUAGCACGUAUCCAAUCGUCGUUGAAUGCCAGCUGGAGGCAAACGGUGCCAUUUUGCGUUUUGCGUAUGAUUCGAACCUUAUAUGCAGAGAGCAGAUGGAACAUGUGGCCCAGAAUUUCGAGUUUGCAAUUCGUCAACUGUCCACCACAAGCCUGGUCCAUGAGCCAUUGACGUUGCUGGCAGACGACGGGCUGGAUCGUGUCUGGAAACUGAAUGCAGUCGUGCCAUCGGCCACUGAGAUGCUCAUUCAUGAUCUCAUCUCGCAAAGAGUCCGGGAAGACCCGUCUUCUCCUGCAGUCUGUGCAUGGGACGGCGACUUCACGUACCAAGAGGUAGAGGAGCUCUCAACGGCUCUUGCCUUGCACCUGGUUUGGAGAGGUGUGGCGACAGACAUGAAAGUCGCUCUGCUGUUCGAAAAGUCCAAAUGGAUGGCUGUCGCUGCUCUGGGUUGCAUCAAAGCUGGCGGGGCAUGCAUGGCGGUCGACACCACUCAGCCGGAGGAGCGACUUCGAUCCAUCGUCAGUCAGUCCGAGUGUCCAAUCGUCAUAUCAUCGGUGCCAAACCAAGAACUCGCCCGUCAACUUGGAUUCAGCACGGAUAGCAUUGUAGUAGUUGGGCCAGACAAACUAUGGGAUUCACCAGAUCCGCAAACAGCGCUGCCGAUCUUGAUGCCGUCGAACGAUCUUUACGUUGUAUUCACGUCUGGCAGCACCGGGACGCCCAAAGGAGCAAUCAACACGCAUCGUGGCUUUUGCACAGCGAUAACGCACCAGCAGCGAGCAUUGGGCUUCACGAAAAGUUCUCGCGUCUUUGACUUUGCCUCGUACGCAUUUGAUGCGUCUUGGUGCAAUCUGCUCCACGCUCUCACAAGCGGUGGCUGUUUGUGUGUCCCGUCAAAUGCGGAACGGCAGAACGAUCUUGUCAAGUCGUUGGAGAAAUACAAUGCUACGACUGUCGACUUCACACCCUCCGUGGCAAGAGUAGUUGGCAAGGAGGCAUUGUCCAGGCUGUCCACGCUCAUACUAGGCGGAGAAGCUGUGGUGGACUCGGACGCUUUCCUGGCUGAGAGCAACACCGAGAUCAUCAAUGUUUAUGGGCCAGCUGAAUGCACGCCGACGGCGACAUUGGCUAAAGUCGCACCGAAAGACAUCAGCAUCGGUCGCGGCGCUGGGGCUUGUACUUGGAUCGUGGAUCCGGAAAAGCCAGACCAGCUUUCGCCAUUUGGUGCCAUUGGAGAGCUCUGGAUCGAGGGGCCAUUGGUUGGCAAUGGCUAUCUCAACGACCCUGCAAAAACCGAAGCAGCCUUCGUCAAAGAUCCUCCUUGGCUCCUGGCUGGUGUGUCAGCGCGUCGAGGUAGAGACGCUGUGCCUGGCCGCACAGGAAGACUUUAUCGGACUGGGGACCUCGUGCGAUAUAGGCAAGACGGAUCUCUCUUAUUCGUCGGCCGUAAAGACACACAGGUCAAGAUCAGAGGACAGCGCGUUGAGCUGGGAGAGAUUGAACAGCACCUCAUUGCUGCCCUCGACCUCCCGAUCGCCACCGUGGUGGUCGACACAAUUCUUCCCAAAGGAUCCAAUGGCCCCGUACUAGUGGCAUUCAUUAGCAUUGAAAGCGAUGAGAUGCGGACUGAAGAGGACCACAGCAAGGCCGUUCGAAAGGCAACGGAGUCGUUGACGAAUCUUGCCCUCCCGAUCUACAUGAUUCCCGUUGCUUACAUACCCGUCUUCAAGCUGCCCGUCAUGACCAGCGGGAAGACCGACCGGCGACAACUCCGGCAGAUUGGCGAGUCAGUCUACCUACAGUAUCGCCUCAGCACCGAAGAUGAGGGUGUCACCGACACUCUGAGCGAUGUUGAGGUUAUCCUGCAACAAGUUUGGAUGUCCAUCCUGAACUUGUCCGCCCAAGAGGCAUCGGUGAACAAGGCUUUCACAAGACUGGGUGGCGACUCCAUCUCCGCAAUGCAGGUUGUGUCGCAGUGCAAGCUGCACAAUCUUGUGUUUACGGUAAGCGAUCUGUUGCAAGCCUCAACGAUACGAAAGCUGGCCAGUCGCUGCCGCGUUGCCUCGCGUCAACAGGAUAAGAUUGAAGAUGCGGAAGAAGAGGGCGACGAGAUGAAGCCAUUUGAACUAUCACCGAUCCAACAAAUGUUCUUUGAUGCCUACCCCGAGGGACUUGAUCAUUUUAACCAGAGCUUCAUGCUCGAGUUGAGCCGGCUGGUAGAUGGGGCGGUCCUUUAUGACGCUACUCGCGCGCUCGUCAGUCGUCAUCCCAUGCUUCGUUGCCGAUUCAUCAAAGACCCCGAGCUCGGCUCUUGGAUGCAGCGUAUCGUUGAGGAAGAGGAUUCAAUGGCGUUUGGGUUUGCGGAACAUUUUGUUCAGACUCGCGAUCAGGUCGUCGACGUCGGACAGGCCCGCCAAGAGUCAAUGAGCCUCCAAGAUGGCCCAGUCUUCUCGUGCGACCUCUUUCACAUCAGCAAUAGUAGCCAGAUGGUCAUCCUCUCAUCUCAUCAUGCUGUCGUUGACUUGGUCUCAUGGCGCAUCAUCUGGAACGACAUUGAAGACUACCUCAACGAUGGUAAGCUUUUGACAGAGCCAACGGCUUCAUUUCGAUCGUGGGUUCGGCGACAGGCGAGAGUCAGCAGCAAGGCAUCGCCUUUCUCCGUACUUCCGUACGCCAUACCGGCUCCCGACAUCGACUUCUGGGGCCUGCCUUUAUCCGAGAACACCUUCUCCAAUUGCGACGCAUACAACGAAACCUUCGAUGCGGAUGUCACUUCGUUGUUGUUCGGAGACGCCAACGAGUGUCUCCGCACGGAACCGAUUGACAUCAUCAUUGGCGUCAUGGUUUAUGCCUUUGUUCAGGUUUUCCCAGAGAGGGAUGCCCCAGUGGUGUGGAUUGAAGGCCACGGCAGGGAGCAGUCAGAUGAACUUCCGCUCGAUGUAUCAUCGACAGUCGGCUGGUUCACGACUCUGCACCCCCGUCCUAUUCCGAUCAAUCUGCAAAACUCCGUUCUUGACGCCAUCCGCACGGCAAAGGAUAGGAGGCGUCAGAUACCUGGCAAGGGGCGACCGUACUUUGCCUGCCGCUACCACAGUGAAUCUGGUCGCCAGGAGUUCCAGGGCCAAGACACGACGGAAUUGACACUCAACUUCACCGGCCGAUAUCAACAGUUGGAGGGAGAUGAGGGCCUCUUCCGACGCCCAGAGUACCUCGGGCACGAGCAGCGGGACAUCGCCGAGGUAUCGGGGUCGGCUCGACGCUUCACCAUGGUUGAGAUCAACGCCGACAUCGAGGAGAACAUGCUGGCAUGUUCCUUUGCCGUCCACAAGAACAUGAAGCACCACGGUCGCAUCAUUGAAUGGCUUGAGCUCUUCGGAGACACUCUCAAUGCGGUCACCCGGGAAUUGGCUGGAGGUUCCCCUCGUUUCACACUCACCGACUUCCCCUUGCUCCCUCUGUCGUAUGAGGGCUUGGAUGUGUUGCAGCUCGAACAAUUGCCCGGUCUCGGGAUCGAGCCGGCGGCAGUUGGAGACAUUUACCCUUGCUCGCCUCUCCAAGAAGGAAUACUACUCAGUGCACAGAAAGAAGCCGCCUCUUAUGCCACAUUCUCUGUGUUUCAGUGCGUACCGACCGACGGCAAGACUCCCGUCUCGCCAUCUCGACUCGAACAGGCCUGGAUGACGGUCGUCAAACGGCACACAAUCCUUCAAUCUGUCUUCACAUUGCACCCCGAAGGAAACGGAUUUAUCCAGAUUGUGCUUCCAGAAUCUCAAGUCCGAUUGGCUCAGCUCACAUCACAAGAGGAUCCUGCGACGGUCUUGAGUCGUCUGCCGAGACCAGAGUUCGCUCCGAAUGAGCCCGAACACGCCUUUACCAUCUGCCAGUCGCACACUGGAGAGGUGGCAUGUCGGCUAGACGCCAGCCACAGCCUCAUUGAUGCGUCGAGUAUGUCAAUCAUCAUUCAAGAUAUCGUCAAUGUAUACGACGGCUGCGACAUGUUGCCGGCAACACCGUUCGGAGACAUGAUCAACUACAUUAGCAGCAUCCCACGAGCGCAAAGGAUCGCAUCGUGGACAAAGCUUCUCAGAGGUGUCCAGCCAUGCGAGUUUCCUGUGGCCAGUAACCAUCCACAUGGCCCCGAGAGCCACAGCGACCUUUCCAUCCCGGCUGAAGCGAUUGAAGGAGUCUCAGACUUCUGUAAGAAGCUGGGCAUAACACGCUCUGUCUUCAUUCAAGUAGCUUGGUCCGUGGUUCUCGCCCAUUUCAACGGUUCGUCGGAGGCUUGCUUCGGAUACCUUGCCUCUGGCCGAGAUUCACCUCUUGAUGGGAUAUGGACCAUGGUCGGCCCCUUGGCCAACCUCCUCAUCUCACGCGUGGACUUGACCUUGCCUCCACGACAAGUCCUGGAAAAGGCAUCAGAGGACUCAAUACAACAUUUGUCAAUACAACAUACCUCACUCGCAGAGAUUCAGCAUGAGCUGGGUCUCUCGGGUCAAAGGCUCUUCAAUACUGCUCUAUCGAUUCGGGAGGCAGACAAGUUCAAGGCCGGCGACGACCGGACAAUCGAGUUUCAACCGUACAACGGCGAGGACCCGCACGAAUAUGACCUCAGCCUGUCAGCCAACCUCGACUCGGGUAGCAUGGACAUUGUCAUGGAGUUUCGCGAGCCGUACGUAAGUAAACAAGUGGCGGAGAAGGCUGCUCAGGUUUUGGUUGAAGCAAUCCGGUACCUGCUGCGGACCGACAUUGAGGGGGCUGAGGCACCCAGCUCCGUCGACACGCUGUCCAAGGGCUUUUUCAGGCACAUCACUGGCGCCGAUGAGCAUUGUGUUAGGGAAUUCUGGAAUGAACAAUUUCAGGGCAUCGAAGGCUCGCACUUUCCACAGAAACAGGAAGUCGGCGCUCAGACGCGACAGAUGAGUGAGGUCUCAUGGGCCUUGGACGGCCUCUCCUGGGACACUCACGGCGACUUGACAGCGGCUACAUAUGUCAAGGGCGCAUGGUCCAUCGUGACCGGACGACUUCUUGACUCAAGCGAAGCGUUGUUCGGGACUACGAUUGUUGACAAGCAGACAAUCUUGCCGGUCCGAGUGUUGGUCGACCAGAGCUCAACCAUUGGCGACCUACUGCAGAGCGUCCAAGCCCAGGCUGCAAAGAUAUCUCCCUUUUCACGAAGUCCGCUGUAUUAUAUCCAGGCUCUCGGUCAGGAAGCAGCUCUGGCUUGCGAAUUCCGGACCGUCUUGUUGGUGACAGAUGACGGUAGCGACACGCGUUGCAACGAGAGCACGACAACUGGUGAUGUGGUGCGCAACGACGACACAGAAGAACUCGACAGCUAUCCGCUGAUUGUCGAAUGUCGUAUGUCAUCAAGCGGACUGAAGGUAUCACUGCGCUUCGAUGAGAAAGAGAUUGGAGAGACACAGGCCACGCGCCUAGGCCACCAGCUUGAGCAGGUCCUACGGCAGGUCCUGACGCGGGAUCAUGGGUACACCAAGUUACGAGACCUUCACAUCUCGAGUGCGCAAGACAUUCGCGACAUCUGGACUUGGAAUUCCGUCGUACCAAGCGCCGUUGAAACCUGUGUUCACGACUUGAUCGCCCAGCGGGCUCAGCAACGGCCUCACGAUGCAGCCAUCGCCGCCUGGGACGGUGCUUUGACAUACGGCCAACUGCACGAACAGUCGAAUUGUCUUGCCCGAGAGCUGGUGCUGAGAGGUGUCGGUCGGGGUUCACUUGUGCCUCUUCUCUUCGAGAAGAGCAUGUGGAUGGCAGUGGCUGCCCUGGCGGUCAUGAAGGCCGGCGCAGCCGCGGUGGCUACGGACACUGCGACUCAACCGGAGGAGCGACUCCGUACCAUGGCAGCGCAGGCUGAUGCUCGUUUCUGUCUUACCUCUGAGGCAAACCGAUCUCUUGCACUUCGACUUGGCAUAGACGAAGUCAUGGUCGUGAGCCAGGACACGGACUUUGCGCAGCUUGCGCCGGGAACGAAUCUUCCUGAAGUCAACCCCUCGGAUGUGCUGUAUGUUGUCUUCACCUCGGGCAGCACCGGCAUGCCAAAGGGUGCCAAGGUCACGCAUCAGAACAUGGCCACUGCAUUACAUUACCAAAGGGAGGCGCUAGGAUAUUCGCAGUCCUCGCGGGUCCUAGACUUUUCCUCCUACGCCUUUGAUGUCUGUUGGUCAAAUCUCCUGAACGCGCUCACAGCCGGGGCCUGCCUCUGCGUUCCAUCAAUGGAGGAGCGGCAAAACGACCUAUCAGGCACACUUAAGAAGUACGGCGUGACGUUGGCAGAUUUCACCCCUUCAAUCGCACGGCAUACAGUUGGCUUGGACAGCCUAUCCACCCUCAUCCUUGGCGGCGAGGUGGUCUUGCCCACGGAUCGGGCGUUGGCGAGCGCGAGUGCCAAUGUUUGUAGCGCGUAUGGCCCAGCUGAAUGCACUCCCACGGCCACGAUCUUGGACUUGACAGGGGCGAGCGAUGGCGGACUCGGCCGUGGCGCCGGAGUCGUGACAUGGGUGGUCGAUCAACACAAUGCUGAACACCUCGCGCCCAUUGGAGCUCCAGGUGAGCUGUGGCUCGAGGGACCUCUUGUCGGGGACGGAUACCUAAACGACCCCGAAAAGACAGCCGCCGCAUUCGUGCAGGACCCUGCCUGGCUCGUCCGCGGAAUUCUGGGCGAACGUCCCGGUAGGUGCGGAACCGUCUACCGCACCGGAGACCUUGUCCAGUACAAUGACGACGGUUCUUUACGAUUCAUUGGUCGCAAAGACACCCAAGUCAAGAUUCGAGGUCAGCGGGUCGAACUGGAGGAAGUCGAGUACGGGGUGAAAAACGCGCUCGACGUGUCGAGCCUGGGCAGUGCCAGCGCACAAGUUGUCGCCGAAGUCAUUGAGCCGCAAGGCGCCGGGCAGAAACUCCUGGCCGCGUUUGUCGCCUUUGACGGAGAUAACAGGGACUACGAGGCUUUGAUCAAAAAGGCCACAGCGGGGAUGAACGAACGGCUUACCCGUACUCUGCCCCCUUUCAUGGUCCCAUCACUCUAUGUGCCCCUGAAGGCCAUUCCGAGAGUCUCCUCGGGCAAGAUUGACCGGCGUCAGCUCCGCGCCUUCGGCCAUGGUCUCACGGCCAAGGACGUUGCAGUGCUCGGUCGCGCUGAUGGGGAGCGACGCCCGCCGGAGACGGACGCGGAGAGGACAAUGCAGCAGUUGUGGGUGGAAAUACUCAAGGUCGACCCGGAAACUGUCAGCGCUGAUGACAGUUUCUUCCGCGUUGGCGGCGACUCGAUCGGGGCCAUGCGUCUCGUGAGCCUCGCGAGGCAGAGGGGCGUGACGCUGCAGGUUAGAGAUAUUUUUAAAAACCCAGUUCUCCGAGACUUGGCAGCUCUAGGAUCAUGAGCGGUUGGGUCGGGACAACUACACGAGAGAGAUGAUGCGAAAGGGGGGAGGGGAGGGGAUGACGGCUUUAUUCUAUAUGGAAGUUAUUUACCAUCAAGUACAAAAAGCACGGGGGCAAACUACAUUUCAAUUGUUUCCGGGACGAAAAGUUUAUUUGGGGCGGUCGAAUCUAUCAGCAGGA